Molecule: messenger RNA, 1188 nt
Organism: Chara braunii
Lineage: Eukaryota; Viridiplantae; Streptophyta; Charophyceae; Charales; Characeae
Source: the annotation of a GenBank genome assembly
GGGCAUGUUUCGUCAAUCCGGCAGAUGCAGCGACCACGAUUGAGUCUCGAUCUGCUUCGAUUCACGACAUUCUUCAGCACGGCGGCGAUCCAUGUGGCAGCAGAGUUUCGGUUCGCACGGACCUGCGAUCGAGCGCGGGUGUUGGCCGAAGUGUUGGCCUUUCUACUGCUGUCUCCACCAGGCAACAACCACGUGUCAGUGAUUGUCGCCUUCACCGGCGAUCUUAUGACAUUGCACCCAUCGUCCCACACGGGCGUCCUCCGCCAGUUGCGACUCUGGGCGCAGGAAGUCACGACCGCGUGGAUCCAACUGUUAGCGCAGCCAAGUGAUUGGAUUGAAUCCACUGGCGGCAUCGAUCUCAACCAGCUCUGCCUCUCUCCUGCUGCGCCAGAGGUCAUCAUCCCGGAGCUUCUUCCCUUCUCCGCUACGAACGUCCCUCUCUCUUUUCGGAUCAAGGAGUUGGACGUGUCGAUCCUUGACGCCGGCAAGUGGGCGGAGUGGUGGAACGCGUACGUCGCACUCAGCUUUUGUCUCCUCGAGGUGGUGUUCCAUUGGGCGGAAGACGAGGUUCCCGACGACGAGGUGGAGCUCCUAAUAAUCCAAGCGUGGAGAACGGACACGGAAGGGGAACUGCUGGGGAUUCUGUUCGGAAAAGUGCGGGACGGCCACCUGGAGCCUAUCACGAGCAAAGUCCCGGUGUUCCUCGCGCAGCUCCUGGACGAUCUGCCUCUAGACAUCCUUUCGCUCUGUGACGAGCGGUCCACACAAGCGGCGCUCACCCGUACGCUGGUACCACACCUGUUGUGUUCCACGUGUACGGAGCUUGACGGUGACAACUGCUACUACCCCUCCUCGGGCCACUAUCUGGUUAUUGACGUGACCGAUCUCACCUUGUGGGAUCCGAUCAUCCGAAGGGUGGAGGUGGAAGGAGAAGCCGACCGCGAAGAGGUGGAGGAAGAGAGAGAGGAGGGGAGCGAAGAAGAGGAAGAAAACUCGGGGGCGGAAUCUAACGACCCCGAUUACCACGAGUCGGAGGAGGGUGAACUGGGAGAGAGUGAGUCAAACGAAUUAGGCGGCCCCAACGAACGGAGUGAGGAAGAUGAAGGAGCGGCAUAGAAGAGGCAGGAAAGGGCAGAAGGAAAGCGGUCGGUGGAAGAGUCGGAUGGACCCGUGGCGCAGCUAUUUCAA